AUGGCUCCUACCGCUCUCGAACGUGAGGAUGUCUCGCGCGAUGCUGCCUUCAACAAGGCUCUGCACGGAAAGUCGGCUCAGGCCCGUGGUGGUUUGACUGCCAUGCGUGGCAAGGACGCUGCUGCCCAGAAGGCUGCUGUGGACGAGUACUUCAAGCACUGGGACAACAAGGAUUACGCUGUUGAGACCGACGCUGAUCGCGAGACCCGCCGAGCUGAAUACGCUACCCUGACCCGACACUACUACAACCUUGCCACCGACUUUUACGAGUACGGCUGGGGUUCUUCCUUCCACUUCUGCCGCUUCGCCUACGGUGAGCCCUUCCGUCAGGCUAUCGCCCGUCACGAGCACUACCUCGCCAUGCAAACCGGUAUCACGGAGAACAUGAAGGUUCUUGACGUUGGCUGUGGUGUCGGUGGUCCUGCUCGUGAGAUUGUCAAGUUCACCGGUGCCCACGUCACCGGUCUGAACAACAACGACUACCAGAUUGACCGUGCCACCCACUACGCCGAGAAGCAGGGUCUGUCCGACAAGAUGGCCUUUGUCAAGGGUGACUUCAUGCAGAUGAAGUUCCCCGACAACAGCUUCGAUGCUGUUUACGCCAUCGAGGCCACUGUCCACGCUCCCGAGCUCGUUGGUGUCUACUCUGAGAUCUUCCGUGUCCUGAAGCCCGGCGGUACCUUCGGUGUCUACGAGUGGCUCAUGACUGAUGAAUACAACAACGACGACGCUGAGCACCGUCGCAUUCGUCUCGGUAUCGAGCAGGGUGAUGGUAUUUCCAACAUGGUCACCAUCUCCGAGGGUGUCAAGGCCAUCAAGGAUGCCGGCUUUGAGGUCCUUCACCAUGAGGAUCUGGCCCAGCGCCCCGACGCUACUCCCUGGUACUACCCGCUGGCGGGAUCCUUCAAGCACAUGGGCUCCGUCUGGGAUUUCUUUACCAUUGCCCGCAUGACCUGGUGGGGUCGUGGUCUUGCCCACCGCUUCGUCGGUGCUGGUGAGUCUAUUCGUCUGUUCCCCAAGGGUUCCCAGAAGACUGCCGACAGCUUGGCUCUGGCUGCCGACUGCCUGGUUGAGGGUGCUCAGAAGAACCUGUUCACUCCUAUGUACCUGAUGGUUGGCAAGAAGCCUGAGUAA
Molecule: messenger RNA, 1134 nt
Organism: Penicillium malachiteum
Lineage: Eukaryota; Fungi; Ascomycota; Eurotiomycetes; Eurotiales; Aspergillaceae
Gene: erg6
Product: sterol 24-C-methyltransferase
Exons: 3
Coding region: 1-1134 (377 amino acids)
Biological process (GO): ergosterol biosynthetic process
Cellular component (GO): endoplasmic reticulum
Molecular function (GO): sterol 24-C-methyltransferase activity
Source: RefSeq, a predicted model, not a curated record